AUGUCUGCUCCAUGGCCUUUCGUAGCUUGGGGGAUGGACGUGAUCGGGCCGAUUGAUCCGAAAGCGUCAAAUGGGCAUAGAUUCAUUUUGGUGGCCAUUGAUUACUUCACAGAAUGGGUAGAAGUAGUAACUUUCAAGUCAGUGACAAAGAACGCGAUAUUGGUGAUGUCCAAUAAGUUGAGUGCAUCAUUACAAAGAAAAGAGCAAUAUAUUGUCAAUGCUAUGAUAUUUCUUGACAUUACUAAGACAAGAUUGCAAUUGUUGAGAGAUGAUGGAUGGGUUGCUUUGAUGAAUGAAAUUCGUGUUUUUUGUGAUAAACUUGAAAUAUUGGUACCUAAGAUGGAUGAUUUUUAUUUUUUCGAAAAGUCAAAGCUUACGCCUUCUAGUGUAACUUACUCACAUCACUUACGUGUUCAACUCUUUUAUGCUAUAAUUGACUUGCAACUUCAAGAGCUCUUUUAUGCUAUAAUUGACUUGCAACUUCAAGAGCUUAAUAAUCGUUUUGAAGUUGUGAGUGCUAACUUGCUUAUUAAGAUUGAAUCCAUCUAA
Messenger RNA from Capsicum annuum, 549 nucleotides. RefSeq lists its product as uncharacterized. Bases 1 to 549 code for a protein of 182 amino acids. The record is from RefSeq and is a predicted model, not a curated record. Gene Ontology annotation, molecular function: nucleic acid binding. Gene Ontology annotation, biological process: DNA integration. NCBI's taxonomy places the organism in Eukaryota, Viridiplantae, Streptophyta, Magnoliopsida, Solanales, Solanaceae. The transcript is spliced from 2 exons.